Molecule: messenger RNA, 971 nt
Organism: Tripterygium wilfordii
Lineage: Eukaryota; Viridiplantae; Streptophyta; Magnoliopsida; Celastrales; Celastraceae
Product: V-type proton ATPase 16 kDa proteolipid subunit-like
Exons: 4
Coding region: 111-584 (157 amino acids)
Biological process (GO): proton transmembrane transport
Cellular component (GO): proton-transporting V-type ATPase, V0 domain
Molecular function (GO): proton-transporting ATPase activity, rotational mechanism
Source: RefSeq, a predicted model, not a curated record
ACACCGAAGCUUCCAUCUAUCUUCUUAUUCUCUCCCUCUCUCUAGCUCUCGCUCCCGGACAAUCAAAUCCGAAUUCGCGAUCUCUCACUGGAACAAGACCUUAUCGGAAAAUGUCAUCAACAUUCAGCGGCGAUGAGACUGCCCCCUUCUUCGGCUUCCUCGGCGCUGCAGCCGCGCUCGUUUUCUCAUGUAUGGGAGCUGCGUAUGGUACGGCGAAGAGCGGUGUAGGCGUGGCUUCAAUGGGAGUGAUGAGGCCGGAGCUGGUGAUGAAAUCGAUAGUGCCAGUUGUUAUGGCGGGAGUGUUAGGUAUUUACGGUUUGAUCAUUGCUGUCAUUAUUAGCACUGGAAUUAACCCUAAGGCCAAGUCGUAUUACCUGUUCGAUGGCUACGCUCGCCUUUCCUCUGGUCUCGCUUGUGGUCUUGCUGGUCUCUCUGCCGGUAUGGCUAUUGGAAUUGUCGGCGAUGCUGGCGUCAGCAUGCAUAGCAUCACAUGGGAUGUGGACGGAUCAUCUAUGUAUUAUCUUUGGCAUGAUGCUGAUCAACCUUUAAGUGUGUUUUCCCCUUUCUUUUUUCCAGAGGGCUAAUGCACAGCAGCCAAAGCUUUUUGUUGGAAUGAUUCUCAUUCUUAUCUUUGCUGAGGCAUUAGCUCUAUAUGGCCUCAUUGUUGGGAUCAUCCUGUCUUCCCGAGCUGGUCAAUCCAGAGCUGAAUAGAAUGCCUCUUAAUUGUGAGGUUGCCUCCAUUGGUCAUACUGAGUUGGUGUGGCUAAUACAUUGUUUUCUCUGUUAUGUCAAGUUAUUAGUGAUGCAUGCGUUUUCUUGGAUAUAUCUUUAUCAUGCUGGCUGUAUAAUUUGGACAAAACAUUUCUUUGAAGUGAAGCUUGUUAUUUGUUCCAUUUCUUUUUGCUGUAUUCUUAAUAUUGAACAAUUGUAGUAGUUUUCAUUGCAAAACAAUUCGAUGUGUUUGUCUGUUA